UAGCUUAACCCUUUCUCCAUAAAGUGAGCCUGACUCCACCGUUGUCGUUCGAGAUGAUCGGUGUCUAUAUUCUCUCUUCCCCUGCAACUUAGCUGUCAAGGGGUCUUACUCUUUCUUCUCCAUCUUGGGCUAAGUCAAUUUGUAAGCAGUUUUCUUUUAACUAGCUUGAAUCAAUCGAGAGCAAGAGAGUUGACACUUUACAAAUCUUUCAUUUCAUUUCAUUUCAUGUUGGAAUUAAAUUACAUAGAUUUUUCAUCAAUUGAGAGUUACCUUCUAAAGGCCCUAACCUUUUCUCUUCCUCCUUCCUGAACCCAGAAUCCAUAGAGAGAGGAACUCUCAUUCAUCACUCUCAAACAUGUUCUUCCACAUGGUAUUGGAGCGCAACAUGCAGCGUUCGCGCCACUUUGGCCGCAACGUAAGUGUUAGUAUUUGUUGUGCUGUGAGAGAGUCGAAUUUCGAAAGUAAGUGCAGUCCACCUACUGCGCAAAAAGCAGCGUGGCCACCAGUGGCCACAUGUGGUCUGCUCUGAUUUAAAUUAUAAAUAACUAACCUUUUUCUCUGUUUAUAUGUAUUCUUAAUUUAAUUGUUAGACUCUUUCAUUUGUUCAUAUGCAUAAUGUAUUCUGCAUCUAUAUGUUCCAUAUCAAUGAAUAAUAGAUGGCAGACAUUAAU
Molecule: messenger RNA, 671 nt
Organism: Rubroshorea leprosula
Lineage: Eukaryota; Viridiplantae; Streptophyta; Magnoliopsida; Malvales; Dipterocarpaceae
Source: the annotation of a GenBank genome assembly